Molecule: messenger RNA, 1188 nt
Organism: Colletotrichum destructivum
Lineage: Eukaryota; Fungi; Ascomycota; Sordariomycetes; Glomerellales; Glomerellaceae
Product: Putative glycoside hydrolase family 16, concanavalin A-like lectin/glucanase domain superfamily
Exons: 1
Coding region: 1-1188 (395 amino acids)
Biological process (GO): carbohydrate metabolic process
Molecular function (GO): hydrolase activity, hydrolyzing O-glycosyl compounds
Source: RefSeq, a predicted model, not a curated record
AUGGUUUUCAGACGGUCGGUUCUCGUGGGUCUCGCUGUCGCUCUCGCGCCAUUGGCCGUGGCAGACGACCACCCUUACGUCGCCGACUCGGUCUGCAAUUGCUACCUGACCAACUCGUCCGAGAGCUACUUCACCAACCACCUGUUUUUCGACUUCCGCAACCUCAGCCAGUAUGCGAGAGUCCCCGACCUUCUCACCGACUGGGACGCGAGCGCCAACGCUCCAGUGACGUCCGACUACUUCAACUCGGACGCGUGGACCUCGAUAUGGGGCAUUCAGAACUGGAACAACACCGACAAGAAGGGCAAGGAUGGCAACGAUGCAACUGUCGACAUGGUCAACUCGGCCAACAACAUCUACAUUGAGAAGAACAACGACCAAGAUGCGUCGUCGGACACCUUCAUGAGCAUGCGCACCGCGAGUCUCAAGGGCUUCCAGACCUCCGCCGAGAUGGAGACCGUCUCGAUGGGCUACCACUACGUCUCAGUCCGCAUGCUCGCCCGCACCCUUGGCGACCCGGGCGCGUGCACGGCGCUGUUCACCUACCGCGAAGCCGACAAGUACGCCAAUGUGCAGGAGGCCGACAUCGAGGUGCUGACCAAGGACCCCGAGAACCGCAUCCAGUACACAAACCAGCCGUCCUUCGACUCCAAGGGCGACACCAUUGACAGGUCGACUCAGAACGGCACCAUGCCCAGCGGCACCUCGUGGCGCGACUGGGCCGUCCACCGCCUCGACUGGGACAAGAAGGACAGCACCUGGCUCGUCGACGGCUCCGAGGUCUCGAGCAUCUCGUUCCAGGUGCCCCGCGACCCCAGUCGUGUCAUGCUUAAUUCAUGGAGCGACGGCGGCUCGUGGUCCGGCGUCAUGAAGGUCGGCGACUCGGCCGUCAUGCAGAUCCAGUGGAUCGAUAUGGUCUUCAACAUCACCACCGACGAGUCUUCCGAGAAACGGGACCUCGGCCUUCAGCAGCGGCACGGCCACGGGCCCGCCGGCGAGCUGGAGCGCCGCAGCGGCCACGGUAAGUGCCAGGUCGUCUGCAGCAUCGACUCGUCCGACGUGGUCGGCCAGGCCGUGAUGCUGCACAACGGGACGGCACCCGGCCGCUUGCUGGGACAGUCCAGCGCCGUGGCUUUCUGGCUGCCCGUGGCGCUUAUGUCUGCCAUGAUGUACCAUCUUUGGGCCUAG